UCUCACCUACUUCGACUCCUCUCCCUGUCCCAGGGAGGGGAGAAAAGGUCUGGGAUUUGUUGCCAAGAGGGGCUUUCCCCAGGAUUUCCUAGUUCUUUCUUUACUGCUGUGCUUGAAGCUCACAGGAGACCCCUCAAGAGGUGGUCACUGGCCCACAGCCCACCCUGUCCCCCACCCGCCACCCCCACUGUACCAAAUGCUAGCUCUGCCCUUUCCUCUGUGUUUUUCCCAUCAAGAGAGAUGGUUGUGGUCAUGAAGUUCUUCCGAUGGGUUAGACGGGCUUGGCAAAGGAUUAUUUCCUGGAUUUUCUUCUGGAGGCAGAAAACUAAACCAACCAUCUCAGGACACCCUGACUCCAAGAAACACUCAUUGAAGAAGAUGGAGAAGACUCUCCAGGUGGCUGAGACUUUGAGGUUGGUCGAGCCCCCAAAAGAGGCUAAGCCCAGGUUGGGUGAGUCCCCUGAGCUGGCAGAUCCCUGCGUGUUGGCCAAGACUACAGAGGGGACCAAGGUGGAACUGGGCCAACAGGGCCGAUCCCUGCUGCAGCUGCCGAGGACGGCCAUCAAGUCUGUCUCCACACUCAUGGUCUCUGCCCUGCAGAGCGGCUGGCAAGUGUGCAGCUGGAAGUCAUCAGUGAGUUCUGUCUCAGUCAGCUCCCAAGUGAGGACUCAGUCACCUUUGAAGACGCCGGAGGCUGAGAUGCUGUGGGAGGUGUACCUGGUGCUGUGGGCCGUUCGGAAACAGCUGCUCCAGCUGUACCGCAGGCAGGAGAGGCACAGACGGCACCAUGUCCGAUACCAUGCUGCCCCCCGACCCAACCCGGCUCAGUCCCUGAAACUGGAUGCCCAAAGUCCCCUCUAGGGGGGAACCUCAGACCCUUAGAGAGUCCCGACCUCACUCUUACCUGGGGUCCCAUAUCAGCCCCUUAAAAUUAUCAAAAUAUUGGGAAAUAAAUAUCAGAUAGUUCGAGUCAG
Messenger RNA from Nomascus leucogenys (northern white-cheeked gibbon), 974 nucleotides. RefSeq names its product sperm acrosome developmental regulator (gene SPACDR). Lineage: Eukaryota; Metazoa; Chordata; Mammalia; Primates; Hylobatidae. The record is from RefSeq and is a predicted model, not a curated record.